Molecule: messenger RNA, 1113 nt
Organism: Aspergillus niger
Lineage: Eukaryota; Fungi; Ascomycota; Eurotiomycetes; Eurotiales; Aspergillaceae
Exons: 8
Coding region: 1-1113 (370 amino acids)
Source: RefSeq, a predicted model, not a curated record
AUGGUUCAAGAAGGAAAGAAGGAUGGAACAGUAGUAUGGGAGGCAAAUGAUGCAAGAGCCCAUAGAGAGAGGGACGACAACCAUGAGAGCGAUCAUGAGCCAUUAGCGAGGAAAAAGUGCAGUGGGAUGGGGGAACUUUUCGGAUCGAAGCGCCCAGAAGCCAGAUCCGCCAGGCGGUUGGAGCCGACCAGCGGUGAGGUCAAUCCGUCGAGGACUCGUCAGCUCCCAGUAUCACCUGCAGCCCUCAUAGGUCCUGGGUGGAUGGCGCCAUGCCCGACACGGCUUGAUGGGGCGGCCCUUUCCGACAGGCAAAUACUACUAUAUUCGCAAACUGAUCCGCGAAAGAGCAUUUGGUGUUUUAUGUCGACGUGUCAUGUCAUCGAAUCGGAUGAUAAUGUGCGAAAGCCUUCAUCAUCACAGAUGAAGUCAAGGAAGAAAUCAGCAUACCGUCUGCCGCGCCCAAUCAUGAGUGGGACUUCAGCUGGGCAUAGCAAUCCUGUCUGCAGCGCAAUUGCCUUUGUCUUGCCCAGUCGGAUGCUGCGGGGCUUGGAUUCCCACAGGAACAAUGAAAGCUCUCUCGUAAACGAAGUGGAUCUGUCAGGAGAUGCAGCAUACACGCGUCCGCUCAACUCUCAGCCACCACAUCCCUGUCGUAGUCCAGCUGGUGUUUGUAGAGUCUUUGAGGAUAAUUGCGUACAGGGUACAUCAAGCGGUGAAUGUUGCAAGCGAAGCUCAUUGUCUAUGACUACCGUUUCUGGAAGGCCAGAACUGACGGGAAUAGUGAGUGGAGCACUCUCUCAAGAAAACAGAUGCGUAUCUGAACCCCCAGGAUUGCCCGACUGGGUCAGCCACUACAUGGUCCAACUCGGCACCGAGAGGAGUGAUGCCUGCUUGCCUGCUUGCUUGCAUUUCUCGAAGAAGAUCCGGUUUAAGGAGGAUUUACGGUUUAGCGGGCAUGAUAAAGCAAGAUGUCGCUUUCGGGAGUUGGCGCUGGUCACGUUACGGGACAUCCUUGCAACUUCUGCAUUAAUGCCGGAUAUUAUUGAUGUCGUCUCUAGGUGCCGGAAGAGGCAGCAGAAAAAUAAGCAAUUGGCUAUCCCAGAACUGCUAUAG